GGACGUAGCAGUGCAAGUUUAAAAGUCUUCGUAUUUCUGCUCUAACCAAUGUGCAUGGCAUAGAUUCACUGUUGUAUUGACAGCCUAGUGUCAGCAUUUACGGAACUCAAAUAGUUCUAUUACGAAAACUGUUUUUUAAAAAUUGUACAGCUGUGAAGUUCUCGUCACAGUGAGAAACAAACUUCUGUUUACGUGGUACGUUAAUUGGCCACGCGUUAAAAAUGCGCGGUUGCCUUUGGAAACGUCUUUUACACUGGUUAAUGGCUUUUACUGGAAUCACUCUACUUCUCCUCGUCAUUGUUGCACCCGUUUUGUUACUGCUGUCUAGGAAGUAUUUCAGAAAACGACGGGAAGCCACAUCAAGCCAGCAUGUUACUGUGGCAUUUUUCCAUCCUUAUUGCAAUACUGGAGGAGGUGGGGAAAGAGUUUUGUGGUGCGCUGUGAAAGCAUUGAAUACAAGGUUUCCAAGUGUGAGGAUGGUAAUCUAUACAGGUGAUCUGGAUGUCUCCCCAGAGGAUAUCCUGAAACGUGUCCAUCAAAGAUUCAAUGUUGAGUUGCACAGAGACCAAGUGGAUUUUGUGUAUUUGAGAUGGCGCAGGCUGCUCGAAGCUGACAGAUAUCCAUUGUUCACAAUACUGGGACAGAGUAUUGGAUCAUUCCUUCUGGGACUGGAGGCAAUACUUACUUAUGUUCCAGACAUUUACAUUGACACAACUGGCCACGCAUUCACAUAUCCUCUUUUUCGUUAUGUCGGGGGCUGCCGUGUCGGGUGCUACACGCACUACCCCGUCAUUACGUCUGACAUGCUGCGACGCGUCAGCACCCGGACAGUCGCGCACAACAACCGGCGCAUCGUUGCCCGGAGCCCUUUCCUCACAGCCGGCAAGCUUCUCUACUACAAGCUGUUUGCAUGGGUGUACGGUGCAGUUGGACGCUCAGCAGAAAUAGUGAUGGUAAAUUCAAGUUGGACAGAAGAACACAUCAACGAACUCUGGAAAUGUCCCUUGCGAACACACAGAGUUUAUCCACCAUGUGAUGUGGAGGAUCUAAAGAAUAUUCCAAUUGACAAUGACAGAGAUGCAGGAAUUCCUAGUUCAUUAGAUGGAAGUGGUGAUACAGUCUCAAUUAGUGGUGCAGACAAGAAGGUUGUGAAGAUUGUUUCUGUCGCGCAGUACCGCCCUGAGAAAGAUCACCCAUUGCAGCUACGGUCUAUGUAUCAGCUUAGGCAAUAUGUGCCAGAAGAUGUGUGGGACUCGUUGCGUCUCAUCUUUGUUGGCUCAUGUCGGAAUGCUGAAGACGAUGUGCGUGUUCAGGACAUGAAGGAUUUAUGCAAACACUUAUCUCUAGAAAACAACGUUGAAUUCAAAGUGAAUGUUCCUUAUGAAGAACUGAGACAGGAACUGGAGGAAGGCUCUAUUGGCUUACAUGCGAUGUGGAAUGAGCACUUUGGAAUAGGUGUUGUAGAAUGCAUGGCAGCCGGUCUGAUAAUGGUUGCACAUCGGUCGGGUGGCCCACAGAUGGAUAUUGUAGAGGAAGCAGAAGGCAGCCGCAAUGGAUUCUUAGCUGCAGAUGAACAAGAAUAUGCUAGUGCCAUUGCACAUAUUCUCAGGAUGUCACCAGAAGCUAGGAAAUCUAUUAGAGAAGCUGCAAGGUCAUCUGUUGAACGCUUUUCUGUUCAAGAGUUUAACAAAGGAUUUUUGAGAGCUGUUGAACCACUGUUCAGUCAGCAGUGAUUGUUCAUUAAUGUGGUCAUUUGAGAAUUUUACUGUGAUUCUGGACAGUUCCUGUGCAUUGUUUGAAGCUUCUGCGUGUGCUGUGAGUGGUGCUUUCUUUGUACGUACUAAACAAAUGAAAAUUGUGGUGUAUUGAUUACUUUUUAAGGGCAUCAACAUUUUUGUGUUCAAAAAAACACAUAAUAUUAAUUUGAUAAAAGCUAGUGUUUAUCAUUUAGAAAAAUUUAAUGUAUACAGUAACAUCAGGAAUGUGUAAUGUUAUAAUUCAGAGCAAGGAUUAUGAAUAUUCAAGAGAGAAACAUGGCAUUUAUUGUUCAUCAAUCAUCCCAUUUUAAAAUGUUGUUGUCAUAUAUUCACUUAAGUCAAGGUCAGUCAGCUGCAUUGUGUGAUGUAAGAACUGAGAAAGAGGAUAGUUAUAUUCUGGUAAUUAUCUGUACUGACUUAUGUUUCCAAUGAAACGAAACCACUAUGCCUAGAUAAAGGUUCUGAUUAAAAAUUCUUAACUUCUGCA
Messenger RNA from Schistocerca cancellata (South American locust), 2244 nucleotides. It is a transcript of the gene Alg11, whose product is annotated as GDP-Man:Man(3)GlcNAc(2)-PP-Dol alpha-1,2-mannosyltransferase. Gene Ontology annotation, molecular function: GDP-Man:Man(3)GlcNAc(2)-PP-Dol alpha-1,2-mannosyltransferase activity. The record is from RefSeq and is a predicted model, not a curated record. The transcript is spliced from 10 exons. Gene Ontology annotation, cellular component: endoplasmic reticulum membrane. Gene Ontology annotation, biological process: protein N-linked glycosylation. The coding region runs from base 222 to 1733 and encodes 503 amino acids. NCBI's taxonomy places the organism in Eukaryota, Metazoa, Arthropoda, Insecta, Orthoptera, Acrididae.